GCAACACUGGUUAUUGGUGAUUCUUUAUAUCUGGUGCAAAGCGAACGUCAAAUCUGAAGUUUUUAUUUUCAAGUUAAGUUUUUCGAAGCAUAACUUUAUAAAAAACUUAACUAAAAUGGUCCUGGAAAGUACUAUGAUAUGCGUCGAUAAUAGUGAUUUUAUGAGAAAUGGAGACUUUCUGCCUACAAGACUACAAGCCCAACAGGAUGCUGUUAACUUGGUUUGCCAUUCUAAAACCAGAUCCAAUCCUGAAAACAAUGUUGGUUUACUAACAUUAGCCAAUGUGGAAGUAUUAGCUACAUUAACAAGUGAUGUUGGAAGAAUUUUAUCCAAAUUACAUCAAGUUCAACCAAAUGGAGAUAUUAACUUACAUACUGGAAUUAGAAUUGCUCAUUUGGCUUUAAAACAUCGCCAAGGCAAAAACCAUAAAAUGCGUAUUGUUGUAUUUGUUGGAAGCCCUAUUGCUAGUGAGGAGAAGGAAUUGGUGAAGUUGGCUAAAAAAUUGAAAAAAGAGAAAGUAAACGUUGACAUUGUAAGUUUUGGGGAAGACAUGAUAAACUCUGAUGUUCUCACUUCCUUUGUGAAUACACUUAAUGGAAAAGAUGGCAGCAGUAGCCAUUUGGUGACUGUACCACCAGGCCCCCAUCUAUCCGACGCCCUAAUCUCGUCUCCAAUCAUCCAAGGAGAGGAUGGUACCGGCGGUGCUGGAUUGGGCGGAGCUGGUUUCGAAUUUGGAGUCGAUCCCAACGAAGAUCCCGAAUUGGCUCUUGCUCUGCGCGUGUCCAUGGAAGAACAACGUCAACGCCAAGAGGAUGAAGCACGUCGCGCGCAAGAAUCUUCCGGAACCGAGACUGGGGCGGUUAAGGCCGCUCCCGUCAAGGAGGAGCCCACUGAAGAAGCUUUGCUGGAAAAAGCUCUUGCAAUGUCUAUGGAGGAAGGUGCCGAAGCACCAGCUUCAAGGGUUCCAGUAGACUUUGCUAACAUGACUGAGGAUGAACAAAUCGCCUUUGCAAUGCAAAUGUCCAUGCAGGAUGCACCUGGAACAGCUGAUGAAGAGCCAAUGGAAGUAGAAGCUGAUGAAGAUUUCUCAGAGGUAAUGAGCGAUCCGGCAUUUUUGCAAAGCGUUUUAGAAAAUCUACCUGGGGUUGAUCCUCAAUCAGAAGCUGUGCGUCAAGCGGUCGGAAACCUCAAAGAUAAGAAAAAGGAAGAUAAAGAUGGAAAAAAUAAAAAAUAAUCAAUUUGUGAGGACACUUUUUUAUAUUAUUUUCUAGAUUAAAUAAAACACGUUUGCUUAGGUCUUACUGAGUUUAAAAAGAUUUUUCCUCCCUCUUAUGUUGUAUACAAAAGCUACAAAAUCAAUUUAUUUUACAUAACUGUUUGGGAAAACGUACUAGCCCUGACAGUGUUAUGAAUUACUACUUCUGGUUUCUUCUCAUUUUGUAAUUCAUGUUGCUAUAAUAAACUUUAUAAAAUA
Molecule: messenger RNA, 1474 nt
Organism: Brassicogethes aeneus
Lineage: Eukaryota; Metazoa; Arthropoda; Insecta; Coleoptera; Nitidulidae
Source: the annotation of a GenBank genome assembly